Molecule: messenger RNA, 2692 nt
Organism: Xenia sp. Carnegie-2017
Lineage: Eukaryota; Metazoa; Cnidaria; Anthozoa; Malacalcyonacea; Xeniidae
Product: venom phosphodiesterase 2-like
Exons: 27
Coding region: 274-2532 (752 amino acids)
Molecular function (GO): metal ion binding; hydrolase activity; nucleic acid binding
Source: RefSeq, a predicted model, not a curated record
UGGUGUAGAUUGUAGAAGGUGUACUGAGACUUCGAUUAGGAUUUGUUGCCAUACACCUGUUAUCCUACAAAUCGUAUUCUCCUUGUGAGCGACUACAAAAAGUCAAAAAAGCGGAUGUCGACCGUUAAAUACAAACAUCGCUGGCAUCUUAUUUCAGUCUGUUUACUUGUAACUGUCGGUACUCCAUCGUUAUCUUGGACAGCUACCAAACAAUUGAUAACACAACGUACGUUGGCAAAACGGUAGAGGUUUCGGUGAACAUUAGUAUCAAUAAUGGCAAAGGAAAAUAGAAGAAAAAGAAUUAAUUGGAUUAUUGCGGUGCUUACUCUUGGCAUCUUGAUCAUCGCAGGAGUGGUUGUUGCUGUUGUUUUAUUGACAAAUGAUAAUAAUGCAGAAAAGUCGACGUCAAUGGUUUUCAGAUACCCAGUGAUACUUAUAUCAGCAGAUGGAUUUCGACACGAUUAUUUGAUGGAAGGUCUUGCCCCAAACAUAACACAAUUUGGAAAAAGUGGCGUACGAGCAAAGUUUAUGCUAUCACAGUUUCCCACAAAGACAUUUCCAAAUCAUUACAGCAUUGUCACCGGCUUAUAUCCUGAGUCCCAUGGAAUUGUCUUUAACAGUUUUUAUGAUCCAGAUUUGAGAAGGCGUUUUUCAAUACCAAAGUCGACAUAUCCUAAGUUUUGGCAGGCUGCUGAGCCAAUUUGGAUUACAGCAAAAAAUUAUGGAAUAAAGAGUGCUUCAUAUUAUUGGGUUGGCUCUGAAGUGGAAGGAAAACAGCCUACAUAUUUUAGAAAAUACAAUCAAUCUAUUCCGUUUUCUGACCGAGUAAAUCAGGUACUGGAAUGGUUGAAACUUCCACCUGAAGAAAGACCUUCCUUCAUCACUCUCUAUUUUCAUCAGCCUGACUACACCGGUCACAGCCAUGGUCCAGAGUCUCCUGAAGUUAAACAACAAAUUCGUCUUGUAGAUGGAUCGAUCGGUCAAUUAAUGAACGCAUUAGAAAAAAUGAACAUGUCUGAUUCAGUGAAUAUUAUUUUGUUGUCUGAUCAUGGCAUGGCAGACGUGAACUGCAAUGACACGAUAUACAUGGAUAAAUACGGAGUUUUGGCCAAUGAAUUGUACAUAUCGAAUGGUGGUUCUGUUCUUAGCUUUAAUGUAAGAUACAAAGGCAACCGUGAGAAAAUAUUUGACAAGAUAAAGUGCAAGAAUGAUUCAUUUCAAUCUUUUUACAAGUGGGAUUUGCCAAAGAGAAUGCACUUUUCAAACAACAAACGUAUCGAUGACGUCAUUGUUCUUGCUGACGUGGGCGAACUGCUUUCAGUGAACUCGAGUCGAAAAUAUCCUAAAUGUUCCCGUGGUGCUCAUGGUUACGACAGUAUACUUCCUGAUAUGUGGACAAUUUUCAUGGCGAGAGGACCGUCAUUUUUAAAAGAUAAAGCUGUUGAGCAUUUUUCAAAUAUUGAAAUUUACAACUUAUUGGCAGCUUUGCUUAAGAUCAAGCCAGCUCCAAACAAUGGAACGUUAGGGAGUCUGAACAACUUGCUUGUCCCACAUGCCAGAUCCACACCUUCAAUAUCACAAAGUGAUGGAACCAUAUUCCGUCAUGAUAUUUGUCGAUUUCCAAAUGAUGAUGUCUUGCCAAGCAAGCAAGUUUGUCAGUCCUGUGAUACUUCCAAAGUCGAUAUGGAUCAAUUGAAUAAAGCAUUAAACAUAACACCUGAACAAGGGAAAUUAUUUGAAAUAAAGCAUUUACCUUGGGGUACACCUAAAGGAGGUGUUGGACAGAAGAGUUGUUUAUUAUCACAAAAACAUUUUAUCAUCGCAUACAGUACAAUUUUACGUAUUCCUCUUUGGGCAGCAUACACCAUAAAUUCCACGCAAAUAACGACAAACAAUAAUCAUCCUAAAGACUGUUACCACUCCGAUUUUCGACUUAGUCAUCGUCAAGAAAGCAACUGCUCAACCUACAAAAACAAUAGAAAUUUUGUCAUAGGACGAUUGGUGCCUUACACUGAUCUACAUUUUGACAAAAUUGCCAUGCUCUCUUCUUCCAUGUUGACAAACACUGUUCCAAUGAAUCCAGUUUUCAAACUAGGAAUAUGGAAAAGACUUGAAAAUGUGAUUCGAAAUUGGGCAAUGAAGUACAGUUUAGUUCGUGUUAUUACUGGAUCAAUCUUUGACGUUGAUGAGAAUGGCAUAAAGGAUGCAGAGGUUUCUUCAAAAAGACGUCUAGGAAACCUAACAGCAAAUCCAGCUAUUCCAACUCAUUUUUAUAAGAUCGUCACUCGAUGUGACACGAAUAUAAGAUCAGAUUAUGAAUUCAAAGAAUGUCGUGGAACUAUUUAUGUAAUUUCGUUCAUUUUAAAACAUCGGGGUGAUUAUUGUAAGUUUCGAUCAUGGAAUGAACUCCUUCAAAAUGUCGCUCCAGUCCGAGACAUAGAACUCCUCACUGGAAUCAACUUCUUCUCAAAGUUACCUGCACAACUCCAGGUUUAUUUAAAAACUUUUGUUCCUGUGGAACUGUGGAAAUAGCUCAAAAUAUAAACCGAACUUUUUUUGUUUCAGAUGCAUGCAUUGUGACACAUUCUGCAUUCCUUAAAUUUCUGUAAAUUGCAAAAACAACUUUCUUCUUCAUAUGCAUUAAGAGUACACAGACAUGAGACAAGUUUUUCUUGAGUCGUGUUGAAACAUG